UGAUUUGAUAACAGUCGCGAAGAAGGUAUCUGUAAUUGAAAUUCAAACAUUCCGACACAUUUUAAACGAGACUUCACAAGGUCAAUUCUUUAUUUUCACCGUUGAAAGAAGGCGUGGCGAAGAAAUUGUGAAUUUUUUUGUGGUUCGUUUCGGACUCGGGACUAGUUUAUCAAGAAGAUAGCCGUUUAAUGCUCAUCCAUCAGUCAGUGCGUGCGGAGAAGAGGUGUUUUUCAUCCAGUGAAAGCGUUUCACUGAAAAUAACUCUCGGAUUAUUUCCUAGCAUCUACUGAUACUCCUGGUUUUGAAUAAAUUUGCACGGGAAAGCUGGGAACAUGAGCAAACAACAACGAUUGCCAAAAGAUUUCACCAAGUUGAUAUUCCAGUCGAUAUGGUUUUUAAUGGCAAUGAUACCGAUGAUACUUUGGGCUUUGAUUAAAGAGAUGCUACCUUCCAAGAAGAAAUCACUGAAAAAUGAGGUUAUUUUGAUUACGGGAGCCGGGACCGGUCUGGGAAGAGAGCUGGCCGAGCGGCUAGCGCCGACGGGCUGCCGACUGGCCCUCGUGGACAUCAACGAGGCAGCCGUCAACGAGGUCGCAGACAGGAUCAACCGGGAGCACCCCAAGACGGCCAAGGCCUACGCGACCAACCUGGGCGUCGGUGCCGAGAUCGCCGCGCUGGCCCGGAGGGUCCUCGCCGAUUUCGAGCGUGUCGAUAUCCUGGUCAACAACGCGGGCAUCGUCAUCGCCGGACCCCGGGUUUGGGAACUCGAGGACCGGGAGAUAGACGGUAUCUUCCAGGUCAACACCAUCAGUCAUUUCAAGAUGAUCCGAGAAUUCCUGCCCGGGAUGCUGGAACGGAACCACGGACAAGUGGUCGCUAUAUCUUCGCUUGCGUCUCUCACUUCGGUUGAAAGGUCAGGUCCAUACACAGCUUCCAAAUGGGCUGUGACGGGUAUGAUGCAUUCGUUACGCGAUGAUUUGCGAAGAAUACCGAACAACAAAGUGGUGGUCACGAAUAUUUGUCCGUAUUACAUCUACUCCGGCACUGGCAUUUCGACUUCAAACAAUUGGGAUCUUAGGAUACCACCAAUUUCUGUCGAAGAGGCUGCAGACGCUACGAUAAAUGGUAUCGUGACAAACAAAUUCGAAUUCACCAUCCCAGGACACCAUUACUUCUGGACCCUCCUGCUCAAGUUCCUUCCGCUCAGUGUAAGAGAUUGGUUCUACACGAUAUAUUACUGUCGGACGAGUAAUGUGACCGAAGAACAGAGGACCGGCUGGAACUCUUAUAAAAUAAUUGAUAGAAUGGCAAAUCGACUCGCAGAGCAACAAAAGGAGCUGAUAUGAAAAAGCACAUCAGAGGAUACAUGUGAUGCACUCACGGUCGUGUCAGGAUGGACCGGAGAUUGUAGACGCUAAUAGUGCUACGUCACGGGUGACCACUAUAUAUUGGCUUAUGAUAAAAUUGGGAGAGGUUAUGCCAUUUUUGUUAUUAGGACCCAAUUUCAUAGGCGAGAAUUCUUGUGGCGACGUCACGACUAAGACUAAUAGUUGUAGAAACAGGGUAUUCAUCCGAGAGUCAAUGAAUGAGAAUAGAUCACUAGGAAGGGGAAGAAUUUCAGGGCCUCGAAAUGAGUUUUCUCGUCAAAAAUGAACGCAAAACACAGAGGAACCAUUGAAAAUUUCCGAAAUGAACUUAUGAACGAGAAACUGGCGUUUGCAGUUUCAUGGCAUUGGUCGAUUCGAGCAUUGCUGCUCACUGAAUUGAUACCAUCGAUAAAUCGCAAAGCGCCCAACGCCACUGAUCAAUCGACGAACUAUCUUCACAUAAUAAUUUUAGUGAUCGCCAAA
Molecule: messenger RNA, 1850 nt
Organism: Bemisia tabaci
Lineage: Eukaryota; Metazoa; Arthropoda; Insecta; Hemiptera; Aleyrodidae
Product: short-chain dehydrogenase/reductase family 16C member 6
Molecular function (GO): oxidoreductase activity, acting on the CH-OH group of donors, NAD or NADP as acceptor
Source: RefSeq, a predicted model, not a curated record